GUCGAUGAUCUAAUGUCGAGAUUAGCACCUCGACUUCCAAUACCUGGAUUAGAGUCUAGUUUAGAAAAAUACUUAAAAUCCCUUGAGCCCUUUAUAGAGGACGACAACCACACUAGACUACAUCUGCGUACUCUCGCCGAUGACUUCAGAGAAGGUUUAGGGAAGAAGCUACAAGCGAGAUUGAAAGAUGUUGAAAAAGCAUCUCCUACAAAUUGGUUAGAUGAUCGCUGGUGGAUCAAGGUUGCUUAUCAUACAGAUAGAUCACCCCUACUUAUAAACUCAAACUGGUGGCUUCUCUAUAAGGAUGAUCCGAGUAUUCCUGAUAGCGUCAAAAAGAAUAAGAAUGAAAGAGGUUUUACUAAUUGGCAGAUCCUGCGAGCAGCAUGGUUGACAAGAGGUUUAUUGCACAUAAAAUCCGUGCUUGAUAAUGGCGAACAGCUUCCUGACCUAUCUAAAGCAGCUCGGUGGUUCGGCCCUCGCGCAAAUAGACUUUUUGGAAUGACACGUAUCCCUCAGUACGAUUGUGAUGAAUUAACUCACGUUCCCCUCCCGAAUCUCACCAAGCACAUUGUUGUUUUUGCAAAAAGUCAGACAUUCAAAGUUGACGUAAUCGACUCAAAGGGUGCUAUUCAGGGUUGGGAAAACAUUGCUAAGUCAUUUCAGUCUAUAACGGACAAUUUGGGGAAUAAUCUAGAUGCAGAUGUGGGCGUAAUGACGUCUGAUGAUAGAGAUCGCUGGACCAAAAAUCGUGAACACUUAAAACUUCUUUCACAACAAAAUGAAACUAAUCUGGCGUUGAUAGAAUCAGCAUUAUUUGCUGUAUGUCUAGAUGAUUACACACUACCCCCACGUAGGAAAGAACACGACGAGUUGGAUGGUCAUAUGGUCAACAUAGCAGGUGGAAUCAAUGGUAAUAAUAGAUGGUUCGAUAAAUCUAUGUCACUCAUCGUUGAAAACAACGGUCGAGCUGGUAUGAACGGUGAACACUCAUUUGUGGAAGCCUUAGUACCAUCAAUAGUAGCUGACUAUACGCUAUAUGAGAACCUACCGAAGAAAGAUUCUCUUGAUAUCCCACAGAAAGCUUGCGACUUUGAGAGACUGAGGUGGGUUCUUGACGGAGCGCUUGUGAGGGAGGCAGAAGGUGCAAAUGAGCGUGCUAAAAGGCUCCUUGACGAUUCAGAACCCUCUGAAUUACUCUUCGAUGAGUAUGGCAUCGACUGGAUGAAGAAUGUUGCCGGUCUUGCACCAGACGCAUUCAUUCAAAUGGCUUUACAAUUGACUUGGUUUAGGAAUCAAGGAUACGCAACAGCAACAUAUGAAACAGCUUCUACGCGUAUUUUUGACAAUGGUCGCACAGAAACUCUGAGAACAUUGACCAGUGAAUCAAAGAGGUUUGUCGAAUCGAUGAUGUCCAAGGACGUGGAUAGUGAUGUCAGAUAUGAGAAUCUGCUAGAGGCUACCAAGGUACACUCUCGCAGUAUGCGGGAAGCAAGCACAGGCAAAGCAUUUGAUAGACAUCUCCUUGGCUUGAGGCUUCUUUUGCGUCCUGGAGAAGGCCAUGAGUUCUUUAACAAUAAAUACUUCAAACUGAGCUCAGAGUGGAAACUGAGUACCAGUGGAUUAAGUGCAGGUCCACGUUUUAAUGGAACAGGCUUUGGUGCUGUUUAUCCAGAUGGCUAUGGCAUCAACUAUAUGGCAGGCCCGCACGAACUUAAAUUCGGUAUAGAGAGUAAGGUGAGCUGUCCGAAGACAUCUACCUACGAUUUUAAGAAGGAUUUACUCAAAUCAUUACGCGAAAUGAGGGCAGUAUGUGAAAGUCGGCAAACUCACUUAAAAGCUAAGCUAUAAAUGUAAUAUAUAUAUACAUAGAUCAAUCACUCCU
This is a messenger RNA of Wallemia mellicola CBS 633.66, 1882 nucleotides long. Its product is annotated as acyltransferase ChoActase/COT/CPT. The record is from RefSeq and is a predicted model, not a curated record. The coding region runs from base 13 to 1848 and encodes 611 amino acids. Lineage: Eukaryota; Fungi; Basidiomycota; Wallemiomycetes; Wallemiales; Wallemiaceae. The transcript is spliced from 7 exons. Gene Ontology annotation, molecular function: acyltransferase activity.